Molecule: messenger RNA, 1796 nt
Organism: Bactrocera oleae (olive fruit fly)
Lineage: Eukaryota; Metazoa; Arthropoda; Insecta; Diptera; Tephritidae
Source: RefSeq, a predicted model, not a curated record
CGCGAAGCAUCAGCAACUCUUUUAAAUAGCAGCGAACUGCUGUCACUUUUCAGUAGUUAGUUUAAAUUGCUCAGCGUCACUUUGUUUUCACAUCCACAGAAAUAAAAUCUAAAUUUUUCAACUUCCGUAUCUCUGAUUGAAAUCACGCAGCAGAGCGAAAAUGAGUACUUUACAAAUACUCUUGGCUAUUGUGCUGGGCCUUGUGGGCUACAUAAUCUACCAUCUGCGUCAAUCUUUAACCUAUUGGCAGCGACGUGGUAUACCAUGCGAUGAGCCGGAUUUCUACGCCGGCAAUACAGUUGGUUUGGGCAGGACACGCAGCUUUUCUGAUAUUUGGAUGGACACUUAUAAAAAAUUCAAAGGCAGCGGACCCUUUUGUGGUUUCUAUUGGGGUCGUGGUGCCAAUGUAUUUGUGCUAACACCAGAGCUGGCCAAGCUGGUGCUUAUAAAAGACUUUAAUAAAUUUGCAGAUCGUGGAUUUUACACCAAUCCUAAGGACGACCCGUUAUCCGGGCAGCUUUUCUUGCUGGAUGGUGACAAAUGGCGUGCCAUGCGCUCUAAACUUUCACCAACAUUUACCUCCGGUAAAAUGAAGAUGAUGUAUCCGGUUAUUGUGCGUGUUGGGGAGGAGCUUGCAAAUUUAUUUACGAAAAUGCAAAAGGAGGAUCCAGUGAUUGAAGUGAAAGAGCUCACGGCACGCUUCACUACCGAUGUGAUUGGUACCUGCGCUUUCGGUAUUGAGUGUAACAGCUUGAAGAAUCCAAAUUCGGAGUUUUGCGUGAUGGGCCGCAAAGCUUUGAACGAUGUGCGGUUGAAACCGUUAGGUCGCAUGUUGGUCAACACAUUUCCCAACCUAGCCAAAUUAUUACAUGUAAAAAUGAUUCCCGAUCAUAUCACCGAUUUCUAUAUGCGUAUUGUGCGCGAGAAUAUCGAAUACCGUGAAAAGAAUAAUAUCAGACGUAACGACUUCUUCGAUAUGUUGCUGGAUUUGAUGAAUAAUAAGUUGAUGAAAUCCGAAGAUGGUCAGAAUAUGAGCAUCACCGUAGAGGAAUUGGCAGCGCAGGCUUAUGUGUUUCUGAUAGCCGGUUUUGAGACUUCAUCGACUACACUAUCGUUUGCACUCUACGAAUUGGCACAACAUGCGGAUAUACAGGAACGUGCGCGUCAGGAAGUUUUACAGGUGCUCGAGCGCCAUGCUGGAGAGUUCACCUAUGAAUGCAUGAGCGAAAUGGUUUACUUAAACCAAAUCAUAUCGGAGACUUUGCGUAUGUAUACGGUGCUGCCAGUAUUGAAUCGCAAGUGCUUGGAGGACUAUCCGGUGCCAGGCCAUCCGAAAUAUGUGAUUAAGAAAAACAUGAAAAUUCUGAUACCAGUGGGUGCGAUGCAUCGCGAUCCCGAUCUAUAUCCUAACCCAGAUGUUUUUAAUCCCGAUAACUUUGCACCAGAAAACCAGGCCAAACGCGACUGCAUUGAGUUCUUAGCUUUCGGCGAAGGUCCACGAAACUGCAUUGGCAUGCGUUUUGGGCAGAUGCAAGUGCGUGUUGGUUUGGCGUAUUUGCUGCAGAAUUUCAGGUUUACUGUGUGCGACAAAACACCCAUACCAAUGACAUACAACAUGAUCAGCUAUCUCAUUAGUUCCAAAUCUGGCAUAUACCUGCGUGUGGACAAAGUUUGAUUGUUUUAGAUUAAUGAAUUGUCUUGAAUACCUCAAUGGACUUAUUGUUUGUGUAAAAAUAUAUAGAUACUUAUAGUUAAAUAAUUGAAAUUAAUAAAACAAGUAAAUUUAGUGCAGAAAA